This is a messenger RNA of Olea europaea var. sylvestris, 1311 nucleotides long. Its product is annotated as vestitone reductase. The record is from RefSeq and is a predicted model, not a curated record. The transcript has 4 exons. Gene Ontology annotation, molecular function: oxidoreductase activity, acting on the CH-OH group of donors, NAD or NADP as acceptor. Lineage: Eukaryota; Viridiplantae; Streptophyta; Magnoliopsida; Lamiales; Oleaceae. Bases 167 to 1159 code for a protein of 330 amino acids.
AAGAGCGUUGUUCCAAUCUUAUUCCCACCACAUAGAAGUGGCAUAUUUUUAAGACAGCCGACCGGGAGAUAAAGGGACAACGAAAGAUGAUUUCAAUUCCCAGUUGAAUGGCUUAUGUAUAAAUUAUAUAAUAUGCAGUUAACAUGUAAUUCUGAUACAGAGAAAGAUGGAAGAGGAAAAUAAGAAGGGAACUGUGUGUGUAACUGGUGGAACUGGAUUCGUGGGAUCUUGGCUUAUUAAGAGGCUUCUUCAACAUGGAUAUUUUGUUAAUGCUACAAUAAGGAGCGAUCCAGAGUGCAAAAGAGAUGUUAGCUACCUUAGAAACCUGCCUGGUGCAUCAGAUAGGCUUCGAAUAUACAAUGCAGAUCUCGACAAACCAGACAGUUUCAAUGCAGCAAUCAAUGGCUGCAUCGGACUCUUUCACGUCGCUCAUCCUUUGGACUUUGGGGACAAAGAAUCUGAAGAAACAAAGACAAAAAGAGCUAUUUCUGGUUUACUUGGAAUUUUACAGGCAUGCCUUGAUUCAAAAACCGUGAGGCGAGUUGUCUAUACUUCUAGUGCAUCGGCUGUCCUUUUUAACGGUAAUAGGGACUUAGACAUAGUCGAUGAGAGCUCGUGGACUGAUGUUGAAUUGAUUAGAAGCUUGAGGAUGUAUGCAGGUUCUUAUAUUGUAGGCAAGACGUUAACAGAAAAAACAGCUCUAGAAUUUGCUCAGAAACAUGGAUUGGAUGUUGUGACCUUAGUUCCUACAUGGAUUCAUGGUCCCUUCAUUUGUAGUCAUCUACCUGAUACGGUGUGCAUAUCAUUGGCCUUGAUUUUCGGUAAUGAGGAUCAUUACAAAUACCUCGUCGAUACCAGUUUUGUUCAUGUAGAUGAUGUGGCUAGAGCUCACAUUUUCCUAUUUGAGUAUCCUAAUGCAAAAGGGAGAUACAUUUGCUCUGCUCUUGAUGUUACAAUAGACAAGUUGUCUGAAUUUCUCUCUGCCAGAUACCCUGAAUAUCAAAUACCAAAUGCAGGCUCCUUAAAGGACAUUGUGCCGGUAAAGUUCUCUGGCUUUUCGUCGAAGAAACUCCUGGAAGCUGGAUUUAAUUAUCAGCAUGGUCUUGAGGAAAUAUUUGAUGGAGCAAUUGAAUCUUGCAAGCAGAAGGGUUUCAUCUAGUCCAAGAUUUAUUAUCUUCAAUUAUGCUGUUAAGUUUCCUUUUCAAGAUUCUAGCAAAAAUGAUGCCAUGGUUUAUGACUAUUUCAUCAUAUUUUGAGCUUUCAAGCUUGACAUGAUAAUAAAAUGCAAGUUCUUCUGUUGGUUGAGGAAUC